AUGAAUAGUUUAACUCCAUCAAAUUAUGAACCAUCAAACGAUUUUUAAUUUAAUUGGAAAUAAGUUGUAACUUAUAGUACAAUAGAAUAAUCAAUAGAUAAUCGGCUUUUCUUAAGUAAAAUAGUUGGAUAAAAUAAAUUCGAUCUAAAUUAUUUAUUAUAUGAAAUUAGAGCAAUACAUUAAAUAUUACAUCUAGAUAAUUAUAGACCAUUAGAUCAUUCAAUUAAUCUUUAAAAUUUAGAUAUAUCUAAUUUAAAUCAUGGUUUUUUAUAGAAUAGUUUAAUUGUUAGAUUAAAGUUACUUCAUAAUGAAAUAUCAAUAGAAUCUAAUUCUUGGUUUCAUAGUUCAGGAUUAUUAUAAUUUAGAGUAUUCUAUUUUUAAUCUUUAUGUUUCACCUUUUCUAGAAAACAUUUUGAAAAUAUGUGUUGUGAAUCAAGUAAUCUUUUACAUCUAGCUGAAAUUGCUUUAAAAUAAAUAUCUUAUGAUCAUUAAAGUGAUGCACAUCGUUUGAAAGCAUUUCAAAUAUUAUAAAAACCUUUUUCAUUAUUUGAAUUGAAAUCUAAUGUGAAAUCUAAUUAAAUUAAUUAAAUAGUAAGCUCAUUUUUCUAUGUGUCUUAAUAUUAUAGUAUAUAAGAAAAAGAAUAAUAUUUUAAGAAUAUUCUGGAUCUAUUUGGAGAAUAAGUAAAACCUUCUUUGGCAGUGUUGGCAUUAAUCCAUUUUUAUCUUUCUAAAGGAUAAAAGGAAAUUGUUGAAUUAAUAAUUAAGACAUCUGUUAAAUUGAUUCAUUUAGAUUCAUAACUAUUCUAAAAUGCUCAUUUAUCAUUUGUAGAUGAUUUACAUAUUAGUAUGCUUGAAUGUAAUUAAGAUGUACUUGAAUAUCUAUAUCCUUAUGAUUGUUUAUUUAAAAGAACAACAGAUAUUAGAUCUUUUUCAUCAAAUCAACAAAUUUUAAAUCUUAAAUAUUUAAUUUACAAUUAAUUUUUUCAUCAAGAUCCAGAUUUCAAUAUUGAUAUAUUAGAAGAUCAUUUUAAAUUAUUUGCAUCAUAUCCUUAAUUGAUAAAAUUAAAGAAUAUUUACUAAUUAUACAUAUCCAUACAAAAAUCAAUUAAAGGUGAAAUUACCUUUGAAGAAAUCGACAUGUAAAUUUAAAUAUUAUUUAGAUUCAUUAAAAUGUAAUUUGAAAAUAUAACUGUUUAUUCUUCAAUUAUUAAGAGUCUUUUGGCAAGAUAUUAUAUUAAUUUAAAAGACUAUGAAGAAGCAAAACCAUUGCUUGAAGAACUAAUCUCAUUUCUUUAUACUAUAUAAAUGAAAUCUAAUUUUAUACUCUAUGUUGAUAAAGCUAAUUAUGUAAAUAUAUUAUUCAAUAAAUUAUGAUAGAAAAUUUACAAUAAUAUGCCUAUUUUUAAAGGUCUUUUUGAUGUUUAAUAAUUACAGAUAAUAACAGAAGAUUCUGAUAAUCAAUAUUACCAUUUAAUUGAUGAGUAAUUCAUAUAAGAAACAAUCAUAAAUUAUUUAGAGGUUUUAGCUAAUACACAAAAUGAAAAAUUCAAUAUGCCAAGUAUUUAGGCUAUACUUUCAUUUUUCUUUUAAGUUAAAAAUUUUGCAACUCAACAGAAUUUAUUUAAAGUAUUAUCUUAGAUAUUUUUGUGUUAUUCUUCUCCUAUUGGAGUAGAACUUGUUCAAGAAUAAAUAGGAAGCACAUAUGAGUUAUAAGUAAUAAUUCAAAUCUAAUUAAGAUAUAAAAUUAUGUUUAAUAAAGAAAUUAAAUGAAGGAAAGAUUAAAUCAUUUAUUUUUAAUAAAAUAAUUAAGCAUCGAGGAAAGCAAUAGAAUUAAUUCUCAUAUUAAUCUAUAUAAUUUUGCCAUAGGAAUUUAUGAAGGGAUUAAUAAAGGAAUCACCAACAAAACAAUAUUAACUUGGAGUAUUUCUGCUGCUGAAAAAGCACUUAUUGGAUAUAGAAUAGUGAGUAAAUAAUUUCAAAGAUAAAUUCAUUAUCAGAUUGCAGAUCUUCAUUUGAUUUUAACAGAUUGUUUUAUAUAGUUGGAAUAAUUAUCAACUAUCAUAUUUCAUUUAGAAGCUGCAGAAGAUGAAUUAAUGAGUUGGUUUAAAUAGAAUAAACAUCCUCUAAAAGCUCAUUUCUUAAUGAAAUAAGGAGCUUUAAGACCUUGGAUAUAAGAAUAAUUUAUUUUAUAUAUAUCAUGGAUGAAUGAAUUACCUCGAUUAAAUAGAUUAAAUAUUUUCACCAUAAUUAGAGGGUUAUUACUUUAAAAUAGAAAAUUAUUAUAAAUAUUUGAAUAGAAUAAUUAAGACCUUAUAAAUCUAGAAAUCAAUCUUCUUUUUUAUUUGAAAGGUUUGGAUGAGACUUAAUAAGUAUAUGUUGAUAUAUUUUAAUUAUGUAAAAAUAAUGAUCCUGAAUUAAUAUUAAAGCAAGUGACUACAUUAUCAGCUUUCGAUUUUAAUGGAGUAAAUAUUUUAAUGGAUGUAAUUAUUAAAAUUAAAUAUUUAGGCUUAAGCAAUAUUUUAAACUUUCAAUUAAAAUAAUUGUUUCACUUAAAAACUAUAAAUAAUGAUAGAUUAAAUGAUUUCACAAUAAAUUAUUUGA
Paramecium pentaurelia is the source of this 2601-nucleotide messenger RNA. Lineage: Eukaryota; Ciliophora; Oligohymenophorea; Peniculida; Parameciidae. The record is from the annotation of a GenBank genome assembly.